UCUACAUCCCGUCAAAAUACGCUUCAAACGAGGCAUCAUGUAUUGGGACUCGCUCAGUACGCAGUCCGAUGUUGACGCAUUGCUUAGCAAAGAGGGUUUAACCCUCGAAGAGGUCCUGGAUUAUGAAAACGUUCUACAAGAAUGUAAAAGUCAGAAUCCCAAACUGUUACAAUACUUAAACCGCACCGAGAUAUUCGAUGCACUGAUCGAUCUCAUCAUACAGGAACCGCCCGCUGAUAUCGAUGACAAUAUACGCUUCCUGCAUUCCAACAUGGCGUGCGAAAUACUUACCAGUGAUGUGCCGUCCUUCAAAACGCAUCUCGUCGAGAAUCAGAACUUUCUGAACAAGCUGUACAGCUUCCUGGUGAAAGAGCCCCCGCUCAAUCCGCUGCUGACCUCGUUCUUCUGCAAAACGUUCGGCAUGCUGAUCACGAAGCAGAACGAGCAGGACUACUUUUCCUACAAAUCCGUGUGCCUGCAAGUAUUAGAGUUUAUCAAAUCGAAGAAAGGUUUCCUGUCGACGAUUUUGAAGCACUUCGGGAACCAGGUCAUCAGCGAUCUGCUGCUUUCGCACAUCACCGAUAUCGAGGAUGCGGAGCUAAAGUCUGAACUGCUGGAGUGGUUGAACGAGCAGAAGCUGGUGUCUGAAAUAAUCGACCUGCUGAAACAGCAAGGCCAGGUGCAGAAGCAUUACAACGCAUCUCAGUUUCUGAUCGAGCUCAUCAAGAUUAGCCGGUGUAAGCGACAGAACGAGCAGCAGGAUAAAGUUACAUCAGACCCGAUUCUAGAUACGCUGGAAAGUGAAAUUACAACGAAACAAUUGCUUGACAUCAUCCUGGAAGAAAAUGGCGAAGAAAGUGCUAUUGUUGCAGGAAUUCAAAUAAUCUUAAGACUGCUAGAUAAUGCGAUAAUACAAGAACCUGUUUCAGAUACAGCACUGCAGAUUGUUAUCGAUGCUGAGAAAGAGCACCACGACAUGGUCGUAACGCGCUUGGUUAGCGUUAUCAAACUGCGCAUUCCCGAGUUUGUUGAGAUCCUAAAGAAUCCUCCUGCGAAACCUGACAUAAUUACCACCUUCGGUACACUGUCGCCACCACUGGGUAACGUGAGACUUCAGAUUUGUAAUUUAUUUACAGUAUUAAUAGAAACCGAGGAUAAAGUAGUGAUCAAAGCAAUUUGUGAAACCGACUAUUAUAACACCUUGCUCAACCUUUUCAAGCAAUACCCUUGGAACAAUUUCCUCCACAGCCGUGCUAAAGUGUGCAUCAACUAUGCGAUCGGUUCGUUCGAUCAGAGCGAAGGUGGUGCGGAUGGAGAAAACCGACUGCUUAUCUCUAGUUUACAGCAAUACAUAAUCACCGAUUGUAAAUUGGUACCGAAACUGGUAGAGUUGUUUCGUGAAGAUUCUCCGAUUAUGACUAUCCGGCUUGGCUAUAUGGGCCAUUUGUACGAAAUGCUCGACGCAUUGUUGACCACAAUGAAGCUCUCGAGUGAAAUCCGUGCCUUAAUAAAGUCGACACUUACGAUGUCGGAACAAAGUUAUCUAAAAACGAUGAUCGAGGGAGAUGAUAGUGCGCUUGCGAAAACGCUUGCCACGCAGAAAAGAUUUCUGGCUGAUCAGGAUCCAUAUGGUAUAUGUUCGAAGUAAGUUGAUAGAGGGCGUUUCGAUUGCGGUAUGGUGGUCCUCCAACCUCCAACCAUGACCACCAACGAUGAAUCAAAGUUCGGUAUCGAUCUAGGCAAGAUAAUGGAUAGUUUUAACUUCGAAUUCAACGUGGAGGAUGCGCGACUCAUUGCGUCCAACUUGGAUCGAUGGGACGAUUUCCGUUCCUCCGACGGUCCAUCCCCAUUCGACCGUUACGAAUCACUGGAGGAUAGAAGAGAUGCAUGUGCUCGAAUCAGCCGUGAUACAUUGACGGAGAAUACAAACGAUCCGUUGGGUAUGUAUAUGUUAGGCAUUGAGCUGGAAAGGCCGGAGGGUGACAACGAUGAUGAUCCAUUUGCACCGGUACCGUCAACGGCCAACGGUCAGGAUGCAAAUCUUGCCAAAGACAUGCUAAUGGGUGAUGAGUUCCUUGCCCAUAUAUCGGAUAUGGGCUUUGCUUCCAUUGCAUCGGCCCGGUUGGUCGACAGCGAAAGUAACAGUGAUACCCCGCUGACCGGUGGUAUGAACCACAAUCUUCUGAAAUUUCUGCAAGCUGUAAACGAAGCGGGUCCAUCCUCGACGGCCAUGCUGGAGGAUAACUUUGCCGAUUUCGGAUCGGUGCUUGGUGUCGGUGACGGCGCUAGUGCCGCACACGGCACCAGUACACCUGAAUCGGCAGUAACCGGCCAUCCUUCCACCACUACAGCGUUAGCAACAUCCAGCAGCGAUACUACAGCGAUCGAUGUGGCGGCACCUUCGUUCGAUUCCGUGAAUCCAUUGUUUGAUUUCGAAAAUGCGGACAUAUUUAAUGCCAAUUCGAUACCCCCUACCGUUGUGGAGCAAUCGGGCCAUGUUGGUAGCCUGGGAUUGGAAACGGUAUCAUCCGAUAGCAAGUCAGAGGAUAAGCAAUCGGAACCGAAAGAGACAACGGAUGUGGACGCAAAAUCAUCGCCUGACCGAAGUGCUGAAAAGCUGCCAUCUGUUGCUGAACUUAGCGAUAAUGCAAAUGAAGCUAGCAAUGCAACAUUGAGCGAUCAACUCUUGGAUAGUGAGCAGACCAUUAGUGUAGAGCAGCCUGAUAUUGCGCCCGAAGUAACAGCAAAUAAUGAGAAUAUCUCCUCCAUCGUAAAACCAGAUACGUCGUCUUCUACGGAAGAUGAAUCAAGCAAAGCUGCAAAAGACAGUACAGCAGCAGAUCGUUCCACCGUCAUCGAGAAACCGGAAGCUAACGAUAAUGGCAAUGAAAUCGAAACCAACAGCAUUGUAAAUAAUAAUACUAGCCCAACAGAGGACUCUAGAAGCAGCUCGAUCACCGCAACGUCGGAAACAAUUGAAAAAGAAGCUGUAACCUCCGUUGAAACGAGCACGUCCUCUGACAAAUGCUCCGUUGCCGUUGCGAGCGAUACAAGCGGUUCGCCGGAUAAUUGA
This is a messenger RNA of Anopheles maculipalpis, 3073 nucleotides long. RefSeq lists its product as uncharacterized. NCBI's taxonomy places the organism in Eukaryota, Metazoa, Arthropoda, Insecta, Diptera, Culicidae. Gene Ontology annotation, molecular function: protein phosphatase binding; protein phosphatase regulator activity. The transcript is spliced from 13 exons. Gene Ontology annotation, cellular component: cytosol; nucleus. The record is from RefSeq and is a predicted model, not a curated record.